Molecule: messenger RNA, 369 nt
Organism: Puccinia graminis f. sp. tritici CRL 75-36-700-3
Lineage: Eukaryota; Fungi; Basidiomycota; Pucciniomycetes; Pucciniales; Pucciniaceae
Exons: 2
Coding region: 1-369 (122 amino acids)
Source: RefSeq, a predicted model, not a curated record
AUGGCCAAUCGGGCUGGUGAAAUAUUACAAGUAGAUCCUAUGAAGCUACGAUUCUUUACUCGGCACCGAAACUAUAAUCCGGAACCCAUUUGUCGGAUUGAUACGUUGGCAGACAUGAUGGAGCGACCGUUCAACGACUGGACAAGCCACAGGAUAUUUUGUUCUAAGCUUCCAGACAUGCCCAUCUGUCAGGUUGAAUCGAGACGCUGGAUGAACAUCACCUCGCCUGGGGCUCACAACUCGGAUGAGGUACGAUAUCCUAUCCGACCAACUUCCAAGACUGGUCAGAAUCUCAGAAACCCCAUGUCAGAAAUCAAAUCUUUCCACGAUCGGGAGCCCGAAUUCAGAAACAACAGUUGGAAGUUUUGA